Messenger RNA from Eremomyces bilateralis CBS 781.70, 1319 nucleotides. Its product is annotated as acyl-CoA N-acyltransferase. The record is from RefSeq and is a predicted model, not a curated record. NCBI's taxonomy places the organism in Eukaryota, Fungi, Ascomycota, Dothideomycetes, Eremomycetales, Eremomycetaceae. Gene Ontology annotation, molecular function: acyltransferase activity, transferring groups other than amino-acyl groups. Bases 460 to 1086 code for a protein of 208 amino acids. The transcript is spliced from 2 exons.
CUCGACGGUAGCGAUUCGCGCUGUUACACAUUUACACCAUUACAUACAAUACAAAUACGUUGAUACAGACUUCUUGAUCUAUUCAGUUGCCUACAGCAAUCCAAUAUCACCCAGGACUACCAAUCCUUGACAAAUUUCCUCUACCACUAGCGCGGGGGGAAAAAUCUCAUUGGGGGGACAAAUGUCAAAAACGGGGGGACAAAUCUCACCAGCCAAGUGUCAAGACCACUUGUUCGCUUCGCUCUCUAGCGUCUUGGGGAGGCGGUCCAUAUCGUAAACUAGGUCGCCCGAAUCAACUCCCACGAUGCAACCCACUAUUACUCUAAAUUGAGCUUUGUAUUAGGUCUCUGGCUACAUUGCUCUAUAGCCGUACUGCUCUUUCCAUCAUCUGUUGGCAGGACUUUUAACGAACUUGUGCUCUUCUUCACAUAGUUGCGCUUCUAAAGAGUGGCCUAUACUAUGCCUUUACGCCUCGUGAGAGCAGUAAAAGCGGAUAUCCCCCAGCUGGUCGAUUUGUACUUCGACACGUUUAAGAGCCCCUUGGUCCUGAAGGUGAAGCCUGAUGUACCCCCCGUCCGCGAAUGGUAUAAGAAGAGCCUGGAAAGCGACAUCGAGAAGCCACAUACCCGAAUAUACAAGGUUGUGGAGGGCCAGGCAGAGUCGGUGCAUGCAUCAGACGAGAUCAUAGCCUUCGCCAAAUGGAGCUCGCCGCACACGGAGCCUCCGCAGGAGAAACCCCCCGAGUGGCCUAUGGACGGGGAUAUCGCGCUAUUCGAGGAGGUUACUGGCAAAGCGACGGAGAAAAAGAAGAAGAUAAUGGGCGAGGAGGAGCAUUGGUACCUAAGCGUCCUCGCAACCUUGCCAAAGCACCAGCGCAGAGGCGCGGGAUCGCUACUGAUGAAUGAAUUUUGCAAGCAGGCGGAUCAGACCGGGCACCGGAGUUAUGUUGAGGCGUCACCUCUCGGCAGACCGACAUACCAACGGUUCGCAUUUGAAACGCAGGACACGUUCAGUGUUGUGAUUAACGGCGAACCAUACAUCGAUUGCUGCAUGGUGCGUGAACCACAAAGCCAUCGUGAGCAUUAAUGUCACUAGACACGUAGUAUACUACUAUCUAUACGAUGCAGAUUUUCUUGACAAAUCGUGUCAGUCGAGUUGAUGGAAUUUGUGAUGGAUCAGAGGUCCGCAGACCUGGAUGCCUUGUGGCCUUAUGGCCCGUUCAGUUCUGGUUCAGGUUUGCUCUGUAAACACCAGAACAGAUAAACGCCUCGCACACCUUAGAUAGAUUCCUCCUUCAUAGCAACAAUUCAAUGUUUGCC